Molecule: messenger RNA, 609 nt
Organism: Ceraceosorus guamensis
Lineage: Eukaryota; Fungi; Basidiomycota; Exobasidiomycetes; Ceraceosorales; Ceraceosoraceae
Exons: 1
Coding region: 1-609 (202 amino acids)
Source: RefSeq, a predicted model, not a curated record
AUGUCAGCAUCGGGAGCAGAUCUGGACGACGCAUCCAUCUCUAGAGCAGAGCCGGAAUCUUCGGAUGAGUUGGAGCGCGUGACGGAGAACAUUUGGACGGCGAUGGGCGAUGUGCUGAGGUGCCUAAAGCCGGAGUCCGAGUCCGCGCCAUUUGCAGUCACGUUGAAGCUGCUGCAGUCGCUGGUCGGGGGCGCGCGGGCGGUAGUCUCGAGCCAUCAGCCCGGCGGCGGCGACACUAGCGUCAAUAGCGUAGCGACGGGAACGACGGCCACAUCGGUUUCGGGAACAGGGAGCACCGCGUCUGCGCCUGCCACGCUGUCCGUCACUGCACCCACGCCCACGACGAUGCACGCCUGCUACAUUCUGAGCAGCAUGCUCAGCUCGCCUGCUCCGCAUGCUCUGGACAUGUCGGCGCUCAAGAGCAAUGCCAACGAUUGGUGGGCUGCCAGCGGCAGGGAAAACUUUGUCAAGGGCGGUGGUGCUGGUAAUGCGGAGGGCAUGGACGAGAGUGGAGAGAGCUUGACCACAAAAGCCAUCUACCAGCUCGUCGCUCAGCGCAUCGUCAGACCCAAACACGUGGGCGGUGGAAGGAUUUUGAGCUUCGCUUGA